AUCAGAUCCUUCUGAAAAUACCAGUCAUCAUGAACGCUAAGGUCCUCCUCCUGGUGUGUCUUGCAGCCGUUGUUACUGCGGACAGUUUUGAAUCUGCUGAAUCAGGCGAAUACAACUUCAACUGGGCCGUCAAACACGACGACUCCGGCAACGACUUCGGACACCAGGAAGCCCGCAAUGGAGACAACACUCAGGGAUCCUACUACGUGCAGCUCCCCGACGGCCGCCUGCAGACCGUGAGGUACGUCGUGGACGGCGACGACGGCUACGUGGCCGAGGUCAGCUACGAGGGCGAGGCUCGUUACCCCGACUCCAAUGAAUCAAAGUGAGAAGUCUGUUAACCUCUCCGUGAAAUGAACCGACCUAGAACUCCACCGAUUUAAUGUUCAUUAGAACUUUAAUUCUGUUUCUGGCGCUAGAAUUGCUAAUGCUACAUGUCCCACCAGUCUUUCCGGUUCAUUCUCUCCUAGAGAAUGGCCCAGCAGGAAUUCGGAAUGCAAUGAUUAUUUAUUCCAAAUAAAUUAUCUAUUCAUCA
Molecule: messenger RNA, 535 nt
Organism: Penaeus vannamei (Pacific white shrimp)
Lineage: Eukaryota; Metazoa; Arthropoda; Malacostraca; Decapoda; Penaeidae
Product: pro-resilin-like
Cellular component (GO): extracellular matrix
Source: RefSeq, a predicted model, not a curated record